AGACAUGAAUGAAAUGGAGUGGAAUCACUAUAAAGUUAUUAAUGAGCUUGCAUUAUGAGAUAGGAAGUUUAAAGGACCAGAAAUUGAGAUGCAGCAGAAAAGACUGUAAUUUUGUAACUGAAAAAGGUUAUGCUUUGCUUUUAAUAUGUAGUGAGCCUUUCAAUCUUUCUAAUUAAACUUUAGAACUAGUGGUUAUGAUUCUGAAAAUCUCAGACUCUUAUAAAUUGCUCUCUUUCCGUCCCUUUGAAACAUCUCAGACCAUCAUUUUCUCUGUUUCUACAUCCUCUUUUUGUUAUUAUGAAAAUGGGUGGUGGUAACAAGUCUUCGAAGAAACCAAAAAAAGGCGGAGUCGAGCCUUCUUCGACCGGAGAUGUCAACAUUAUAAGCUCAGAUGGUUCACUCGUAUCUUUAGAUGCCAAAGAUGUGAAUGUGAUGACUCCUGCACCGAUUGUCUCAUCAUUUAAUGAUCGAAUUAGGCCUUGUCUCGAUGCAGUCGACAAGCUUAGGCGCCUUAUGGUCAUGAAAGAAGGCAUACAGCUGCCUACAAUUGUUGUGGUUGGGGAUCAAUCUUCAGGCAAGUCUAGUGUCCUUGAAUCACUGGCCGGAAUUAGCCUUCCCCGCGGCCAAGGAAUUUGCACUAGACUGCCCCUUAUAAUGCGGCUGCAACAUCAUCACCACCAAAUACCGCAGCUGUCACUGGAGUUCAACGGCAAAUCUAUAUCAACAAAUGAAGGUGAAGUAGCAGAUGCUAUAAAUAUUGCUACUGGUGAAAUUGCUGGCAAUGGUAAGGGCAUAUCUAACACUCCAUUGACUUUGGUUGUGAAAAAAUUUGGUGUACCUGAUCUUACAAUGGUUGAUCUUCCUGGAAUUACUAGAGUGCCAGUUCAUGGCCAACCUGAAAAUAUUUAUGAGCAGAUUGCAGAUAUUAUCAUGGAGUAUAUAAAACCUGAAGAGAGUAUCAUCCUCAAUGUUCUAUCCGCAACUGUCGAUUUCACAACUUGUGAAUCUAUCAGAAUGUCGCAGAAAGUUGACAAGACUGGUGAGAGAACUCUUGCUGUGGUGACAAAGGCUGACAAGGCACCAGAAGGGCUCCUGGAGAAGAUUACUGCAGAUGAUGUGAACAUAGGCCUAGGUUAUGUCUGUGUCAGGAACCGUAUUGGCGAUGAAUCUUAUAAUGAAGCGAGAAAUGAAGAAACCAGGCUGUUUGAAAGUCAUCAUCUUUUAUCUAAGAUAGACAAGUCUAUGGUAGGUAUUCAUGUUUUGGCUCAAAACUUAAUGCAAAUUCAAGCAACUAUUAUCUACAGGUGCUUGCCAGAAAUUAUGAGAAAAGUCGAUGACAAGCUGAAUGCAAACAUAGCAGAAUUAAGCAAAAUGCCUCGGACAAUGUCCUCAAUUACUGAAGCUAUGACGGUUUUAAUGGGCAUAAUAGGGGCUGCAAAAGAUUCUCUAAGGAAAAUCCUCCUUAGGGGAGAAUUCGAUGAGUAUCCAGAUGAUCAAAACAUGCAUUGCAGUGCUAGGUUGGUUGAAAUGCUAAACCAAUACUCAAUUGAACUUCAUAAUUACCAUGAAAAUGAACUUACAUCAGCCUUUCUAGUCGAUGAGAUUCGAAUUCUGGAGGAAGCAGCAGGGAUUUCGCUGCCGAAUUUCCUCCCUCACUCCGCCUUCCGCGAAAUGCUGAUGAAAAAAGUGACGGGGAUAUCAAAUAUGCCGGUUGCUUUCGUUGAAAAAGUAUGGAAGUACAUCGAAGACGUGGUUGCAUCAAUCCUGAAGCACCAUUCGGAGAAUUAUCAUCAGCUUCAAUACUCUACAAGACGAGCAUGCCAAAACAUUAUAGCAAACAUGAAAGAACAGUUCAUAAACUGGGUCGAGCAGAUGGUUCAAAUGGAGAAACUAACAGACUAUACUUGUAAUUCUGAGUACUUAAAGGAAUGGAACUUACUUAUGGCUCAUCAACAGACAUUCUUGGACAGUAUGCAGAAAAAUGGAUCUUACAAGCAAACCAUAUCGGGUCUGGGCGAGGUUUCAGCUGGCGAUCUGAGGAAGCAUCAACCGAUUCUGAAAUUGGCGUUUGACUUGAAAAUGAGAGUGAUUGCUUACUGGAAGAUUGUUCUGUGGAGGCUGGUUGAUAACACGGCGCUGCAUUUGCAAUACUGUAUUCAAACCCUGGUGAACAGAGAAAUGGAGAAGACUAUCAUUGAAGAAGUCAUGAGUAACAAUGGUUCAAUGGAGAGAAUCCUGGAAGAAUCGCCUUGUGUUGCAGGAAAACGCGAGAAACUAAAAUCAAGUAUCAAGAUUUUGAAGGAAUCGAAGGAGGUUUUAUCAGAAAUCAUGGAUAAGAUAACUUUCUAUAAGGAUUAGAUUUAGAUUGCUUCUG
This is a messenger RNA of Mercurialis annua (annual mercury), 2374 nucleotides long. RefSeq names its product dynamin-related protein 4C-like. Gene Ontology annotation, cellular component: microtubule; cytoplasm; membrane. Gene Ontology annotation, molecular function: GTPase activity; GTP binding; microtubule binding. NCBI's taxonomy places the organism in Eukaryota, Viridiplantae, Streptophyta, Magnoliopsida, Malpighiales, Euphorbiaceae. The coding region runs from base 298 to 2358 and encodes 686 amino acids. The transcript has a single exon. The record is from RefSeq and is a predicted model, not a curated record.